AUGGACGGUAAUGUAACUAUGCCUACUCCCGAUUUCAACGUUGAACUAGAUCUAGGUGAACCACCGCCGGAACUGCUUGAAUAUGCUCGUAGUGGAUGUGGUGAGGAUCCCAAUACGCGUCUGCAGGCUAUACACGAGCUUCGAGAAAUGAUCUACGAACGAGGGGAGUGCACACCGUUACGAAUGGACGACGAGUUCCUAAUAAGAUUUCUUAGAGCUCGCAACUUUAUACCACAAAGAGCACAUAGACUGAUGGUCAAUUAUUACCGAUUCAAAGACGAAAAUUCGGAUUUAUUCGAAAACGUCUAUCCGUUGGACCUCAGGAAUAUUGGUGAUGCUAAUGUUAUGUCCGUGCCACCAUAUCGAGAUCAAGAUGGCAGAAGGCUGCUUAUGUACAGGAUUGGAUGUUGGGAUACAAAAACAAUAGGGGUCGACGAUUUGUUUAAGGCGACAAUAUUUGCGUUAGAGAUUGGUGUGCUUGAGGUACGCACCCAAAUACUGGGAGGUGUCGCUCUGUUCGAUCUUGAGGAUAUAGGCAUACAUCAUGCGUGGCAAGUGACUCCAUCUGUAGCAUCGAAAAUUGUCAAGUUAUUAGUGUCAAGUUUUCCUGCUACCACGCACGCUAUACACAUCAUCAACCAUUCCUGGGUCUUCGACAAGAUAUAUAACAUCUUCAAGCCAUUUUUGACCAGAGAUAUGCAAUCCAGAAUCUACUUCCACGGUUAUGACGUCACUUCACUUCACAAACACAUCCGGCCGGAAUACUUACCAGAGAGAUAUGGAGGUGUGUGGCCAGAUUUUAGCUAUACAGGUUGGCUGGAAUCGCUUAAAAACAACUAUGCUGUAGUUAAGGCAAUAAUUUCUAGUGGUUAUAAGUUUCGUGAUGAAGAAAUAGGCUCUGAAGUCGUAAGACGACUUAAGGAGGAAGGGAUCAAACUAUUUUAA
Molecule: messenger RNA, 945 nt
Organism: Leptosia nina
Lineage: Eukaryota; Metazoa; Arthropoda; Insecta; Lepidoptera; Pieridae
Source: the annotation of a GenBank genome assembly